AAAACAGCGCAGUCAUGUCUGGUCGAGGCAAAGGCGGAAAGGGAUUGGGAAAAGGGGGCGCCAAGCGUCAUCGUAAGGUUCUGCGCGAUAAUAUCCAGGGUAUUACCAAGCCCGCCAUUCGGCGUCUGGCCCGGCGUGGGGGUGUCAAGCGCAUCUCCGGCCUCAUCUACGAGGAGACUCGCGGGGUGCUGAAAGUGUUCCUGGAGAACGUGAUUCGGGACGCGGUCACCUACACCGAGCACGCCAAGCGCAAGACCGUGACAGCAAUGGACGUGGUCUACGCGCUCAAACGCCAGGGACGCACCCUCUACGGUUUCGGCGGUUAAGUCGUUCACUUUCAGCUAUUUAACUUUUUUCCACCAAAGGCCCUUUUCAGGGCCGCCCACAUAUUUCGGUGAAAGAGCUAGCACUAUUGUGAUGCUCGUCU
This is a messenger RNA of Hippopotamus amphibius kiboko, 427 nucleotides long. RefSeq names its product histone H4. The record is from RefSeq and is a predicted model, not a curated record. The transcript has a single exon. Bases 15 to 326 code for a protein of 103 amino acids. Gene Ontology annotation, biological process: nucleosome assembly. Gene Ontology annotation, molecular function: protein heterodimerization activity; structural constituent of chromatin; DNA binding. NCBI's taxonomy places the organism in Eukaryota, Metazoa, Chordata, Mammalia, Artiodactyla, Hippopotamidae. Gene Ontology annotation, cellular component: nucleosome.